AGAAGUGGACAUUUCCGCACUCAACCGUUUGGUUAUAAAAGCCAGCAAGGAGACAGCGUUCUUCACGCAGCAGACACCGCGCGACCGUGAUUCGAAGCGCCCUCUUCUGCAGACCACCACCGCUUUUCACCGUGAGCUAAGUCCGUGCUUCCCGAGGAUUUGGAAUCAAGAUGAGAGCGCUACUUUUCAUCGGCUUACUUGUCUGCUGCCUGGCAGCAUUUGACCUUUCCCAAGGAAUCACCAUCGCCAUGCAGUCGCGCUGCCCGUGUCGCCACUCGCGCAGCGUGCAGCCCAGCACCAUCAAGAAGCUUGACAUCUUCAAGCAGGUCAACUGCCCCAUCCAAGUCAUCGCCGUGCUGAAGAAGACGGGGGAGCGCGUGUGCGUCAACCCCAAGAUGCGCUGGCUGCGGCAAGUCACUCAACAGAUGCGACGCUAGGGGCGGGCAGAGGCGGGAUCUCGCUCCUGAGUCUGAACCCGUCGGAGUACAUCCCAACCCCCCGCCCACCCGUCCUCCCCCACCUCUCUGAGCUUUCAAAACCUCCCGGAUUGCUUCUCCCCAACCACUUGCGUCCGCUUACCCUCGGGCUUGCUCUCUCGUACGCGGUGGCGCGGCUACGGAGUGUGCAGGUGGAGCAACUGCACCGGGUGGGGCCCAGGCACCGGGUUACAAAGUGGGGGCUGUGUGUGGGGGGGGGGGUACUUUAUACGGGGCCCCCAUUUCAUCCCCCUGACCGGGGCCCAUGCCCACCGCGCUAUUACACAACCGCCCUUGCAGCCACUAAACCGGGGUCCUCUUGCACCUCCCGUUCUUCCGUGCUCGCCAGACAUUCUCCGCCUCGUGCCUGUGAACCGGCGGGGGCAGAGGCAAGGGCUGGAGGAUCGCACAGAUUCGUGAAACCCCCACACCCAUUGGGCUGUCAGUUGGUCAGGAGGUAGCAGUACAACGAGCGGGUUUGUGAAUCCACUUCCUGUUGCAGAGCGGUGAGUGUUAACCCUCUCAUAUGUAAGGUGGGCUUUUCUCACAGAACUCCAGAUCCCUCCCACACAAAGCCAAAACAGCUGCCCAUCGAAAUGGCCAACCAUCCCAGUGUAGGACCCUCUUAAAAACGGAGCCUUGAAACUCGGUGACACUUUCGUUGAUAGGUAAAUAAAUAGCAUUGUUAUUAUCAUCAUCAUCAUUGUAUUUGUAAUGAUCUCUCUCUCUCUCGAUGCUAAGAGCAAUCUUUCCCUCUCCACCGCACGGCAAGCAAAGACAGAUAUCCCCCAAUAGCCGUGCAGGCUGUGUUCUUUGCCACAAUAGCUCAAACGCACAAUCGCUUCUCCCGUAACACCCACGUGUGUAAUGGCGAACGUCUUUCGAAACGUCCGUAGCCAACCGCACAAAUCGAAGGCGCUCAGAAGCUGCCUGAACGACGUCCCGUCCCCCCCCCAUCCUUCAGCUCGCCUCUGCGCGCCGUUGAAAGGCUCCGCAUAGCACGUGGCGGCCCGUACCGCUGCAGGGGUGGCCUUUGAUGGCGUUUGCCUCGUUCGAUCACCCCCCCCCCCACACACGAUUCCCCGAUUCUACGGGCGCUGCGUGGUUGCUGCCGCGUGAUUUCUGUCACGAGAGGCGAGCUCUGUGUCUGACAUGAGCCAAUGGAAUGAAAUUCUGACAGAUUUCUCGAACGUCUUCGCGGAUUCCCCGUGGCUUCACUCGCCCGCGUGGCACACUCGGUGCCGCACUCGUGCACAUUUCUCCCAACUCAUUCACGUCUUGCGUGCUUAUUUUUUAGUUGCUAAUUCCUUCCCCUUGUCAGGGAGUAUCUGUUGGGGACUCUCACGGGGAGCGGUGCAUAUCACCCCGUGCGUGUCAAGAGAACGUCCCGUUCAAGGAGAUAACGCAGAACUCCUCCUGCGAUCCGUGCAAGUGGCCUUUCUUCUCCACCCCCGGGGUGAUUCGCCUUGCCGCACUCACCACUGCAGUGGAAUGUUUGUUUCUUGGCAGUUAGACCCCGUCUUUGUGUUAAUUGCUAGAGGUGGAAUUUAGCUGCAGUAAGUGGACAAAACACACGGAUAAAAUAUAAUAGGGCUUUUUUGUUUGUGCGGUUAUUAGGAACCGCGAUGAUCCUUGCUAACGUGGUUUAAACACGGGCAGCCGAAAUCUGCAUUCGAACCCAGGGUGUCAACAGUGCCGACUCAGCGCUUCGUGCUCUGAGCCGGAACUGCUGAGAACCUGGGUUCGACAUCCGACCACCUCGACGCUUUCUAUUUGUGUCGCUCUCCUGCACGGUGUUCAGCGCAAAUUAGCAUCACUUGCAGCGAGCUUAGCCGUGUAUCACCGAGGAGUAAAGCCGUACAGCUUCAUCAUCCAAGUUCGCAUCUUGCCGAACGUUCUCGUGACGUCCGUGCGAAGGUUUUCGCCGCUGUGCCGUACGGCUGCCCGAUCGCGCUGUGCCACGUGCUGUUCGGUCGGCACCGCGUCCUGAAAAAGGCUCCCGGUGCGUGCAGCGUUGCGUCGGCCAACACGCGGGCGCAACUCAGCACGAACGCGAAACCGAUGUUCGGUGCGGUUCAUGCGGUUCAUCGAGAUCAGGACGUGGCUCCGUUGUCGUCGGUUCCCGUCGGUUGGCUUUGACAGAUGGACACCGCGUCCGCUCUGCAGUGCCUCAACUUCCCCAUCCAUCCUCGUUGUUUUCAUUGGGGAUGAAAGUAAAAGAUGCAUCUUGGCGUGUGGCAGGGGG
Molecule: messenger RNA, 2721 nt
Organism: Lethenteron reissneri (Far Eastern brook lamprey)
Lineage: Eukaryota; Metazoa; Chordata; Hyperoartia; Petromyzontiformes; Petromyzontidae
Product: stromal cell-derived factor 1-like
Biological process (GO): immune response
Cellular component (GO): extracellular region
Molecular function (GO): chemokine activity
Source: RefSeq, a predicted model, not a curated record